AUGGGCCUAAGGUCUCGUGGGGCGAGAUGGCCCGAUGAUAUGACAGCCCGACGAAAAGUUCUAAUUGCCACACUUGAAUACGAGAUUACUGAUUGGAAGCUGAAAGUCAAAAUCGGGGGUUUAGGAGUCAUGUCUUCCUUGAUGGGAAAAGCGAUGCACGAUGUCGACUUAUUAUGGGUGGUUCCGAAGGUUAAAGAUUUGGAAUAUCCCGAGGCCGAACCUGCUCCACCGAUUGAAGUCACUAUCUUCGGCGAAAAAUACUUGAUCGAGCUGCAAAUUCAUAGACUCGACAACAUCACGUAUUAUCUGCUUGACUCGCCCGUAUUCCGUGCCAACACCAAAUCUGAUCCUUAUCCAGCCAGAAUGGACGACCUCAGCUCGGCAAUCUUCUAUUCGUCCUGGAAUCAAAGUAUCGCAGAAAUUUGCCGAAGAACCCCAGACUUGGAUAUCUAUCACAUCAACGAUUAUCACGGUGCUUUAGUGCCACUCUACUUGCUGCCUAUGGUAUUACCCGUUUGUUUAUCUCUUCACAAUGCGGAAUUCCAAGGACUCUGGCCACUCCGGACUAAAGAAGAAGCAGAUGAGGUCUGCCGUGCAUUCAACUUAUCCAAGGACAUUUGCUCGAAAUAUGUUCAGUUCGGAAACGUAUUCAAUUUACUCCACGCUGCUGCCAGCUUUAUCAGCCAUCACCAAAAGAGCGUGGGUGUUGCUGGGGUUAGUGACAAGUACGGAAAGCGAAGUUGGGCGAGGUAUCCGGCCUUAUGGACGCUCAAAACGAUCGAUUCACUUCCUAAUCCAGACCCCACUGAUAUCGAAGCACUUGAUGCUGCUCCCCGAAACAUGAAAGAUGUCACCAUAGACGAAGCAGCAGAAGCUCAACGGCCGGAAGACAAGCGGAAAACUCAAGAAUGGGCCGGCUUACAUCAAGACCCCAACGCUCAGCUCUUUGUAUUCGUCGGUCGGUGGUCCCUUCAAAAAGGCGUGGAUCUCAUUGCCGACGUUUUCACAACUAUUCUUGAGAAGCGCUCCGACGUUCAGCUUGUGGCGGUUGGACCCGUCGUGGAUCUCUACGGACGAUUUGCUGCCGCGAAACUAGCUCGGCUAAUGGAGUUGUAUCCCGGGCGGGUUUUUUCCAAACCUGAAUUCACGGCUCUCCCGCCAUUUAUCUUCUCUGGUGGCGAUUUUGCUCUCAUCCCAAGUCGUGACGAGCCCUUCGGAUUGGUAGCUGUGGAGUUUGGAAGGAAGGGUGCCUUGGGAGUUGGAAGUCGCUUAGGAGGUUUAGGUUUGAUGCCGGGAUGGUGGUUCCCUGUGGAAAGUGAUAGUACUGCUCACAUGCACUCACAGUUUGCGAAGACCAUCAAGGCCGCGCUCAAGUCAACCAACGAAGAGCGAGCCGUCCUUCGUGCACGCUCUGCUCUUCAGCGUUUUCCGGUGCUCGAAUGGCGUAGUAGGAUGGAAAACAUGCAUCGCCGCUCCAUCAAGGCCUCACGGAGGUACGCUGGGACACUGGCUGCUGGACCGGAUACCCCUGUGCGACCGCAGUCAGAGAUGAAGAUUGACAUGGAGGAGUUUCGCUGUGAUCCUUUCUCUACCCGUGGCUCGAUGGAUUCUCUUCGCUUAGCCUGUGACCGCUCUGAAGAACUCAUUACGGAUCCCACACAGCAUUCGGUACAUUUGAGGCCUAGUCAAUCUCCAUACAAUCGCCGUGGCUCUUCUCCGAACGGCCUGGAUUUAACCAAUUCAAGUACUCUACACUCACCCAGGACUAGUGAGGAUUAUGAUUCCGAAGCGAAAGAUGCCUCUCCACUGGUGACUAAGGCAGGUGCGCGCAACCCACGCGUCUCUCACGGGAGGGAUCGGUCAAUGGAUGGGAAGCGCAUAUCGGUUGCACCAUCAAUGCACCCCAACAUGCUUGCCUCACAAGAGGAGGAUGAUCAAUACGGUAGUUUCUUAAACAAAGCUAACCGCCAACUAAGUCGCAAGCUUACCAAAAAACUUACAGUCACUUAUGGAAGGCAAGCUGCCAAAGACCCAUUCAUACCCACCCCUGCGACACCGACUGCCGCGAUUGCCGAGUUCAAUGAAGAUGAAUUACUUCCGCCGGUUAGGCCCUUUGCCGGUGGCGGGGGUCACACAAGCCGGAAAUCUUUUGAUUCCAUAAAUUCAAUCAUGGAAGAACACGGGGCAGAUUCGCCAUUGAAUCAGGCUAUCGAAGGUUUCACUGAUGAAAAUGGACAGGUAACCCAAGAGUUCAUUACAAAAUUAUCACAGCUAAACUCUGGCAACUCGAAGGGCGACCUAUGUAUCGCAGAAUAUCUGGUGGCGGCUGAGAAAGCCUACUUCAAGCAUGUUAGAGAUGACAAGCUGGCUUUAGCUAGGUCCCAGUAUGAUGGCCAAACUCUCCGGGGUUCGACGAAAAGGCCAAUCUCUCGCGCUAUCAGUGAAUGGUCUGUUAAGAAGCACGCUUUGGAGAAUGAUGAAGAAGAAGAAGAAACUGCUGCAGGCAGCGAAGAUCCUCUCACUACACAGGCAGAACUAAAUCAAUGGCAGAUCAGACUUCAGAAGGUAUACUUCGGCUGGCCUGUCUACACGAUACUACUGGCCUUCGGGCAAGUUCUGGGAGCUACCAGUUUCCAGCUGUCUCUACUCGGCGGUAGUAGCUCUCAAAGGACAUUUGAUCUUUACAUCAUUGGAGCCGUCAACAUCAUCGGAUCGGUAACUUGGUAUAUACUCAACAGUGUAAAACCCGCGACAUGGUCACUCUCAUUGCCUUGGGUUUGUUUUGGGAUGGCGUUUUUGUUGAUUGGAUUACCAUCACUGUCGUCAGACUUGAAAGUCUACAGUGUUAGGCACCCUUUGAGUCUUCUGGCUUCCAGUUUUUACUCCUUCGCCUCGGCAGCAGGAUUUCUUUUCUUCAGCACUAAUUUCGGGGAGGAAGCAGGGGGAGGCACAGACACUUGGGUGUAUCGAGCUUGUGUAGUGCAAGGCACUCAACAAAUCUGGAUCGCUGCCUUGUGGUACUGGGGAUUCAAGCUGCAAGGAACAAACCCGACAGACACGGCAUCGGUACCUCCCGCCUGGGUCAAUGCUUUUACUCUCACGCUGGCAAUCACUUGUUUCGGCAUUGGAUACGUUCUUUUCAUUGGACUGCCCAAUUACUACCGAAAUGUUCCCGGCCAGGUUCCCAAUUUCGUAAAAACUCUAUUCCGUCGCAAGCUGGUGAUAUGGUAUAUGGCCGCGGAAAUCUUGAGGGAUUAUUGGCUAUCGGGUCCUUACGGAAGAAAUUGGUCUUUCUUGUGGACUGGUUCUGCAAUGCCUGUUUGGGCGACUGUCAUAUUGGUUUUCAUUUUCUUCGUAGGAAUUUGGGCCGUUGUGAUGAAAGCUCUUAGUCAUGCUUCAAAGAAACACACUUGGUUUCUGCCCAUUUUCGCGGUUGGGCUUGGCGCUCCCCGAUGGUGUCAGAUGCUCUGGGGAACCAGUAGUCUUGCCAUGUAUAUUCCAUGGGCCGGCGCAGCGGGUCCUUACCUUGGCACCUCACUAUGGCUCUGGCUAGGUGUCCUGGAUGCGGUUCAGGGUGUUGGUUUGGGAAUGAUUCUACUCCAGACUUUGAGUCGGACGCACGUUGCAGCCACAUUAUGCUUGGCUCAAAUCAUUGGCUCGACAGCCGUCAUCGCUGCUAGGGCCACAGCUCCUAACAGGAUUGGACCGGGUAACGUUUUCCCAGAUCUUGGCCUUUGGGAUCGGGGCGGGCACCUCAGGGAAUCUCCCCUUGCCAAUUGGGAGUUUUGGGUGGCCCUGGCGUGCCAGUUAAUAAUCGUUGCCGGUUAUUUGGUAUUGUUUAGACGGGAGCAACUCUCGAAGCCUUAG
Molecule: messenger RNA, 3867 nt
Organism: Puccinia triticina
Lineage: Eukaryota; Fungi; Basidiomycota; Pucciniomycetes; Pucciniales; Pucciniaceae
Exons: 9
Coding region: 1-3867 (1288 amino acids)
Biological process (GO): fungal-type cell wall (1->3)-alpha-glucan biosynthetic process
Cellular component (GO): fungal-type cell wall
Molecular function (GO): alpha-1,3-glucan synthase activity
Source: RefSeq, a predicted model, not a curated record